Molecule: messenger RNA, 2776 nt
Organism: Solea senegalensis (Senegalese sole)
Lineage: Eukaryota; Metazoa; Chordata; Actinopteri; Pleuronectiformes; Soleidae
Gene: fam114a2
Product: family with sequence similarity 114 member A2
Exons: 14
Coding region: 278-1801 (507 amino acids)
Source: RefSeq, a predicted model, not a curated record
GUUUGGACGUGCGCAGUGAAAACAAACCGUGACGUGGCUAAUCCUGCCGCACAUAAAAGUCAGAGAGACAGCUAGAGAGAGAAACGCAGAUUAUUCGCAGAUUUAUAGAAGAUUGAAGAAUUUGGAAUGUGUUAACAUCUAAACUAAGUCCUGAAAACAAAGACGAUAAAUCUCUAUUUUUCGGGAAGGCGUCUGUUCUAGCGGCUAGCUGCUGCUUAUAGCCUCCAGAGCUAACAACAACAACACACACACACACGGAGAAAAGGCAUGAAUUAAAAUGUCUGACAGCGAAGCUUCAGUAGCUGAGGGUAAGGAGGUCACGGCAGGAGGAGGACAUGCAGAGGACACACCCGACGCGCCACCAACUCCACCUGAUGUUUCCACUGACGUAGCCCCGACGAGGAAGGCCAGGAGGAGAGCAGAGGUUAAACCUGCAGCUCAGGAAGAGCAGAAGGAGACGGAGGAAGAAGAAAAGGAAGUGGAGGAGCCAAGCGAAGGAAAGCAGCUGCCAAAGACGUCCAGUGAGUCGUCAGUGUCUCAGGCUGGUUGGGGUUACUGGGGCAGCUGGGGGAAAUCCAUCCUGUCCACAGCAACAGCCACUGUGGCCACUGUGGGUCAAGGCCUCACUCAGGUGAUCGAGAAAGCCGAGACGUCGCUGGGAAUCCCGAGUCCCACCGAUCUGUCAGCGCAGGUGGAGGAAGAAGAGAAACAGCAGCGUGAGGCCACGGAACUUUUGUCAUUGUUUAACGUUUCUCCCACAGAUAACGGCGGCAGCGAGUCGGACAGAGCAGUGGGCGGAGCUAUGGGAGUGUUUUCAUCGCUCUCCAGCGUUGUCCAAAGCACCGGGAAGACGGUGAUCAGUGGAGGUCUGGAUGCACUGGAGUUUAUCGGGAAGAAGACAAUGGACGUGAUCGCAGAAGGGGACCCGGGUUUCAAGAAGACCAAAGGUCUGAUGAGCAGGAACAACACUCUGUCACAGGUGUUGAGGGAGGCGAAGGAGCAAGAGGAGCUUCAGGCGGCAGAAGAAGACGAGUCGCCAGACUCGCAGAAGAAGGUGGUCGCUCACUACGGCAUGCUGUUUGACGAGUUUCAGGGUCUGUCGCACCUCGAGGCUCUGGAGAUUCUGUCCAGGGAGAGUGAGUCUAAGGUGAAGUCCGUGCUGACCACGCUGUCUGGAGACGAGCUGCGACAGCUCAGGGGAGAGCUGGACGACAUCAAGGACUCUUUCUCCCUGGUGGAGUUUGAUGACGAGGACGUCGACGAGCAGAAGGAUGAAGACGGCUCAGAAUUUGAGAAGGAGUUGGUGACGGCUUUGGAGGGUUUGAGUGUUUCCACCACAGUGGACAAACUCAGCAAAGCAUGUAAGAACACCUGCAGUCAGAUCAGUCACAUGACUCAGACUGAGAGGGAAGGAGGAGAAAGCGAGAAGAAAACUCCCGCUGUUGAGGAGAUUCACGCCGCAGCCAUCAGGAGUCUGGCGGAGCUGACCGCUCGAUCCAUCGAGCUUUUCCACAAACUGGCGGAGAAGAUCCUCCUCUCUGGCGACGCCACAGAUGCCAGCGUCCUAUCGCAGUUAACUGUCGUUCUGUGUAAAGAACUCUCGCUGCUCUCCAAGAAGUUCACGUCCUGUUUAACCACGGUGGGGUCAAACGAGAAGGGGGACGUCCUCAACCCGCUGAUUACCGGAGUCUUUUUAGAGGCGUCAAACAGCGCUUCCUACAUUCAGGACGCUUUCCAGCUUCUGAUGCCUGUUCUGGAGAUUUCGCACAUCCAGAGAAGAACAGAUUCCACGGAGCAGUGAGUGGACACCGCCCAUCGCCUCUGACCUUUGACCGAAGUCACAGCUGAUAACUGUGCACUUGGCCACUGUAUGUUUGUUUGUUUUUUCCUCCUAUUUUAAAUAAAAACAAAAACCUGUGUGUGUGUGGGCAGGUUUUUAGUUUCCAGCUCAGGACAAAAACGGUUUCACACCUGAAAGGAAAAACAAGUGUUAACAUAUAUAUUUGUUUAAAGUUGAUUUAAGAAAAAACAUUAAAACUUUUUUUGUCAUUCCUCUGUCGGUAAACUUGCGAUCUACUCUGCAAUCCCGAGCUCAAAUCUAUAUUGUUUAAUGUUUAUCGUCAUUUUUGACCCAAGUUUGCUGGUAAUACAGCAGGUGGCAGUGUUUUAUAAUAAAUAGCCAAUGGAAGCCAAUUCAAAAAAGACAUUAAUAUUAUGAUCAGGAAUGAUCAGGUUUUAGUUAACAUGAAUGGGACAUUUUUGGCACUUAAGGUGUUAAUAGUGAGUAUUUGACACCACCAAAAGUAAUAAAGCAAAAAAAUCGUUGGUAAUCAAGGCUCUCAGGCUGUGUUAUCCUACCAAAAUAAAUGUUUUUAAUCAUGUAGUACAUGAAAAAUAUUGCAAAUUUUGUUUUUUGUUUAUGCUAAAAAUGUGUUUUUUGCAAACCUCAAGUGUUUUUCUUAAAUGUUACUUAAAAAAAUCUAACCAUUGAAAAUGCAAAAAACGUGUAUAUAAUUGAUGGCAGUUUAUGUGGGUGGGACAAAUGAUCAUGAUUGCGAAUCAGUGACAUAUCUCAGGCUUUGUUAUCCUGCCAAAAUAAAUGAUUUUAUCACGCAGUAUAUGAAAAACAUUGCAAAUGUUUUUGUUCAUGCCAAGAUUUGCAGUUGUUUUUUUGUUUUGUUUUUUGCAAAACUGGCUUCUUUUUAAGUGUUUAGCAUGAAAUAAUGACCAAAUAGAAAAAAAAAUGUUUGCCUGAAAAACAAUAAAAUAUUUUUUA